Molecule: messenger RNA, 1221 nt
Organism: Scheffersomyces stipitis CBS 6054
Lineage: Eukaryota; Fungi; Ascomycota; Pichiomycetes; Serinales; Debaryomycetaceae
Gene: TIP41
Product: Tip41p
Exons: 3
Coding region: 1-1221 (406 amino acids)
Biological process (GO): TOR signaling
Cellular component (GO): cytosol
Source: RefSeq, a predicted model, not a curated record
AUGUCCCAUCCGACACAGAAUACCACCAACGACAUCCUGCUGCUGUCUGACUCGUCCAGUACGUCCGAUACUGCGUCCAAUGCGUUGUCUGCUUCUUCUGCACACGGACUUCAGGCCGUUCAUGUCAAUGCCGCCAGAGAAAUGGUCAGUCUCCAUACCAGGGGUCGAUUGCCUCCUGGGAUUCAGCAUCCGAUAGCUGCCGGGCUGUCUUCUUCAGUUUCCAGCUCAUUUGUCGGGUCUGCGUCUUCUGUAUCAGCUUCCUUUGCUGCAAAAGUGUCGGUUCCAGCAAAUUCACACCAGGGCCAGUGCAACAACCCACAAUGUGAACAUUGUGGCCAGGUGAUAAUACCGUCACCAGCGGCAUCGUAUCCACUUGAAGAUAGGCCGUCUAUAACCAUAAACAAUUGGAGCAUCUUUACGCAAAAAAGACCAAUUUUAAACUCGGCAGAAUUGGACUAUUUGAGUGAAAAUCGCUUCGACUUCCCACUACCGGAAAUGAUCUUUGGCAAUAAUGUUGUGAAGAUUGUAAAUGACACCACAGGAGAAGCAAUUGAGUUUAAUGCUCUUGAUGCUCUUGACUCGUUGGAAGACGACUGUAAGUUGAAAGUGAGCUAUCACCAAGAAUGGCUCAACUCGCGACGUUCAAAACAAUCUCUGCUGUCUGAAAAAUCGGAAAAAGCUCUUAAGGAAAACUCAACGAGAGAUCUCAAGACGUUCACAGACAACUUGGAUACGCUAAAACCGUACGACUGGACAUAUUCGCCCAACUACAAGGGCACAGAAACCAACUUGACAUUGUACGAAACCACAGAAGAGAUUCCUGUGAAAAAGCUACUUCAGCCAGAUCCCAUUCUUUUCUUCGACGAGUCGAUACUUUUUGAGGACGAACUUGGUGAUAACGGCAUUCUGAUGCUUCUGACCAAAAUUCGGGUGAUGCCUGGAUGCCUUUUGUUGUUGUGUCGGUUCUUCCUUCGAAUCGACAAUGUAAUUUUCAGAGUAAGAGACACGAGAGUGUUCAUAGACUUUGAGACGAAUCUUCUUUUACGAGAGCACAAGGAACAAGAAUAUCCUUACGACGAUCUUUUCAAGAAGAUCACUACUUCUAAAAACGCCAACACUAACGACCCCAAAAAGCUCUUGCGGGACACCAAUUGGGUGUCGCAGAAUAUUCCUGUAGUCAGAACAAUUCGAGAAACGAACCAAAAGCCGGAAUCUGUCUAA